AGUAAUGUCGGUUUGACGGACUAUGCAGUGGGGUUUCGGUACGCGAUAGUGCAAUUGCGGUGUCCUGCUAUGCGGCCGAUGCGAAUAAUUCGCGAUUAAUGUCGCGAAUUCACAAAUAAAAUUGUGUGGUUUUCGAAGAAAAUCGUCAAGCAAAAAUCUGUGGAAAAUGCGGAGGAACGUGAAAAUAAUGCUGGUUUUCACGCUGGUCUGGAUGUUUGUUAUUAUUUACUAUCUUCCGGGUGUUUCAAAUAGUAGUAAUAAGACUGAAAACCGAGCUUUGAGACUGAAAGAGGAAUACCUGCCUUUAGAAAGUAUAAGCCCUUCCGUUCCUUCCUACAAUAUCAACAGCAACAACGAGGUUUCAGCAGAUUCAGGCUAUCCCAUUGCAUUACCGUACUCAGAAACAACAGACGGAAGAGUGGCUUGGAACUAUUUCGACGAAAAAAGGUAUAUAUCAAGAGGAGGAUUAAGAAAAGGAGAAGAUCCUUACAUUAGGAAUAGAUUUAAUCAACAGGCUAGUGACAGUUUACCAAGUAACAGAGACAUUCCAGAUACAAGCGAUCCAGCAUGUAAACAUAGACAAUGGAAAACUGAUUUACCACCAACCAGUGUGAUAGUAACAUUCCACAACGAAGCCAGAUCGACAUUACUAAGGACGGUAGUCAGUGUACUCAAUAGAAGUCCAGAGCAUCUUAUCCAUGAAAUAAUUUUAGUAGACGAUUUCAGUGAUAAUCCUGCUGACGGUGAAGAAUUAGCAAAGAUACAGAAAGUGCGAAUAAUCCGAAACGAAAAAAGAGAAGGGCUGAUGAGAUCAAGGGUGCGGGGAGCGGAUGCAGCAACAGCUACCGUUUUGACGUUUUUAGACAGCCAUUGCGAAUGUAACGCUAAUUGGCUAGAACCGUUACUGGAGAGAGUGGCCGAGGAUCCAACUAGGGUGGUAUCGCCUGUUAUCGACGUUAUUAGUAUGGACAAUUUUCAAUAUAUCGGUGCAUCCGCCGAUUUACGAGGCGGAUUCGACUGGACCAUGGUGUUUAAAUGGGAGUUCUUAAGUUUUGCUCAGAGGGAAGCCAGACGACGCGAUCCAACCAAAGAAAUUAAGACUCCAAUGAUAGCUGGUGGCUUGUUCGUGAUCAACAAAGCUUAUUUCGACAAACUGGGCAAAUACGAUAUGCAGAUGGACAUUUGGGGAGCAGAAAACUUCGAAAUAUCUUUCAGGGUUUGGCAGUGCGGUGGCAGUCUAGAAAUAAUACCAUGCAGCAGGGUAGGGCAUGUUUUCAGGAAGAAGCAUCCGUACACUUUUCCUGGCGGGAGUGGAUCAGUAUUCGCAAAAAACACUAGAAGAGCUGCAGAAGUAUGGAUGGACGAAUACAAGAACUUUUAUUAUUCGGCUGUGCCAUUAGCUAGGAAUGUACCAUUUGGAGAUAUUAGCGACAGAUUGGAAAUUAGGAGGAGGCUCCAAUGUAAGCCUUUCAGAUGGUACCUGGAUAACGUGUAUCCAGAGCUUACAGUUCCUUCCACCAUUCCUCGUCCAGGAGAAAUUCGUCAGGGUUCCUACUGCCUGGACACUCUAGGCCAUGUACUAGAUGGCACUGUUGGUAUCUACCAGUGUCAUCACACAGCAGGCAACCAAGACUGGACUUUAACCAACGAGGGCCUACUGAAGCAUCAAGACCUCUGCCUCACGUUGGUGAACUAUAUGAAAGGAUCUCAGCCUGUCAUGAGAUUGUGUGACGGGUCGGAAUGGCAAAUGUGGCAGCUCAUAAACCCGGACGGGCUCUUGAGGCAUUCGAAAUUACCUUUAUGUUUAGAUACGCGCCAUAACGAUAUUAAGGGCAUUACGUUGGAACGGUGCAAUAGCGCUUACGAUACUCAGAAAUGGCAAUUGAUUGUGAUUUCUUAAAACUAAGUUCUCUUUAUAGUCUAGCCAAAUUGUAUUUUUUUGAGGUAGUUCUAACUUAAUAUUUCCUUAAUAUUUUUCGAAACCGCUUUUGCGGUUUUUUUGCUUGAAACUCCCAAACUUUUUUUUUCAGAAUUAAUACCUCUGUACAAAAUUAAAGCAGCCAAAAUUUCCUAAAAAUUCAGUUCUCUAUAUUUUUUUCUCAGAAAAUCCAACUAAGCUCUAGGGCUGGUUUAAAAUUAUCGUAUUUUGAGCUAUCGCUUCAAAAUAGUUUUUUUUUCACUGAAAAGGCCGGAUGUAUAAAUUCCUUUAUGAAAAAUUUUGGUUGCAACAAAACAAAAAUUAAAAAUAAUUCUGUGAUAAUAUCGCAUUCAUAAAGCACUUAAAUUUAUAGUUUUGUUCUUUAGAGUCCUCUUAGCACUAGAACUUUGAAUAAGAAGACUAAGGAAGGAGCAUAAUGCUAUCCAUGUAUUCAUGCAUGGUGGGCGGAAA
This is a messenger RNA of Sitophilus oryzae (rice weevil), 2389 nucleotides long. RefSeq names its product polypeptide N-acetylgalactosaminyltransferase 2 (gene Pgant2). Gene Ontology annotation, cellular component: Golgi apparatus. The record is from RefSeq and is a predicted model, not a curated record. The coding region runs from base 167 to 1900 and encodes 577 amino acids. The transcript has 11 exons. NCBI's taxonomy places the organism in Eukaryota, Metazoa, Arthropoda, Insecta, Coleoptera, Curculionidae.